AUGAUCGAGACUACUCCCGAAAAUGAAACCUUUAUGCUCCCAUCAGUUCUUCCCCAGCCUGACACAAGGGAGAUUACUAAGCCACUGAAACAGGCAUUGGAAGGAGCCCUGUGUCGCUCCUUCAGUCUCAAUGGCGACUCCUCCAAGGAGUUCCUUCCCGAGCCUGACAUCAACCGGAUCUUUUCCGAGGAGUCGAUGCUAGGGGCUCUCCGCGCUUCCUACCCUGGGGCCGACUUCAUGCGUCGGCUCUAUGCCUCCACAAUCUUCAAGGAGAAGACGUACCACAAGACCUUUGCCAUCCUAGCCUUGAUCGACCGAGUCGAUGCCAUCAUAGCCUUCCGAGAGAAUCGUCUCGGUGACGCGCAGCUCCCGUUGGCAUUGGCUCCUACAUCGGGAGAAAAGACGAGCACCUUGGUACGAUCCAUGGCUACCCGGUCCAGCUUUGAUCUAUCCCUGAUGGGACUCAGUCACUACGAGUCGAUCCUCUUCGAGGAGACGCAGUGGAAGCUUCUGGCGCCUGUGUUUGCGCGAGCUGAUCUUGACGGCGAGCCCCGCGUAUUCCCAGGGGAUACGAUCCUGCCAUUCGUCAUGCCAGACUCUCCUCACGGAAUCCAAGGGCCUCGCAAUGGUUGCAGCAACAACUCCCGCAUAUACCAGGCCCACCUUCAUGACGGGCAUCACGACUUUCCCGUCUCCACAGUCGCAGUCAAGCAGCUUCUGAACGCGAGACCAGAGGACUACGCUCGCGAGGUGGAAGCUCUCAAGACCUUUGGCGGCCCGGAUCAACCCCAUGUUAUUGAGCUACUUGCCACCUUCAAGUGUGGGGGUGCCUAUUACUUGGUGACUCCCUGGGCCGAACACGAUCUUCAUGACCUCUUCACCGAACCGCCAUCCUCUUUGUCUUGUAACUCGGCCAGCGCGGUGAAGCCUUCGACCUUGACCGCGAAGCAGAUGCUUGGUGUUGCCGAAGCCUUAAAGGCGAUCCACUACUGCCGACUGAAAAAGCGCUCCAGCAAGAGAGACCACGACAAGGCUGAGGGACUUGGUGGGAGCUACCACGGCGACAUCAAACCCGAAAACGUCCUCGUCGAAAACGGGCAGUGGAAGCUGGCUGACUUUGGCUUAUCCCGUAUCGACCGUGGGACAGAUCCCUUACAGGGAGACAAACCUGCAGGCUUUUCACCGACGUAUCGUGCUCCAGAGCAUGAUGUUGGCAAGUUUAAUGGUCAAAAGGCAGAUAUCUGGUCUCUUGGCUGCGUCAUGAGCGUAGCUGCUACGUGGAUGACUCUGGGCCUCAAGGGGGUGAAGAAGUUCAGCGCCAGUCGCCAGACGAAGGCCGGCAAACGUUUCGACAACUCCUUUUUUGAGGUUUCCAGAGACCAAGAAAAGGGAACUAGAGUCAAACUCAAGGCCGCUGUCUCUCACACUUGA
Messenger RNA from Colletotrichum fioriniae, 1431 nucleotides. RefSeq lists its product as uncharacterized. Gene Ontology annotation, biological process: peptidyl-threonine phosphorylation; peptidyl-serine phosphorylation. The record is from RefSeq and is a predicted model, not a curated record. Gene Ontology annotation, molecular function: protein serine/threonine kinase activity; ATP binding. NCBI's taxonomy places the organism in Eukaryota, Fungi, Ascomycota, Sordariomycetes, Glomerellales, Glomerellaceae.